Molecule: messenger RNA, 1981 nt
Organism: Rhinichthys klamathensis goyatoka
Lineage: Eukaryota; Metazoa; Chordata; Actinopteri; Cypriniformes; Leuciscidae
Gene: tle5
Product: TLE family member 5, transcriptional modulator
Exons: 7
Coding region: 380-970 (196 amino acids)
Biological process (GO): negative regulation of canonical Wnt signaling pathway; regulation of DNA-templated transcription
Cellular component (GO): nucleus; transcription regulator complex
Molecular function (GO): transcription corepressor activity; protein binding
Source: RefSeq, a predicted model, not a curated record
AAACUCCACUUCAGCUCUUGCACAGGCACAGCUACUCGGUUUCCUCCAACCAGGGAGGAGAGAGACACACCAGCCCUUUUCUUAGCUCAUUCCCAACGUGGAAAAAGGACAGGAAAGAUACCAUAUCAAAUCAGCAGAUUCCAGCAAAUCAUCUACGGAUCAUUUUCCAUGCCGAAUGCGUGUUAAAGAGCGCGCUCAGUGCGGCACACAUCAUCAGGCUGUGCUUUAUUGCCAUAGCAGCAGCGCGAGCUGCCUGUAGCUGGCACAGGAGCUAGCGACGAAACAAAGGAAACACUCACUAAAUAUACACGUCUACUGAGCAAACUGCUUCCCUGUUCUUUAAGGAGGAGAAGGCAAGACCUCGAAGACCAAAACUGACAUGAUGUUUCCACAAUCCAGGCACUCGGCUUCAUCGCAGCAGCUGAAGUUCACAACGUCAGACUCGUGCGACCGCAUCAAGGACGAGUUCCAGUUCCUUCAAGCACAAUACCACAGUCUGAAGCUCGAAUGUGACAAGCUGGCCAGUGAGAAGUCAGAAAUGCAACGUCAUUAUAUCAUGUACUAUGAGAUGUCCUAUGGGCUGAAUAUCGAAAUGCACAAGCAGGCAGAGAUCGUGAAGAGAUUAAAUGGGAUCUGUGCUCAAGUCUUGCCUUACCUGUCUCAAGAGCACCAGCAGCAGGUUCUGGGGGCGAUAGAGAGAGCCAAACAGGUCACCCCACCAGAGAUGAACUCCAUCAUACGGCAGCUCCAGGCUCACCAGCUCUCUCAGCUGCAGGGGCUGGCACUGCCCAUGACCCCUCUCCCUCUGGGUCUCAGCCAACCGGCCGGCCUCCCCGCCGUCACCUCCAGCUCCGGCCUCUUCUCCCUCUCCAGCAUCCUGGCCUCUCAGGCCCAGCUGGCCAAGGAGGACAAGAGCACACGCGAGACCUCCGACAGCCACCGCGAGGAAGACGGAGACAAGUCCGACUAGUUGCCCCGCCGCCAAACCCGUUCCUUCGUCCAGUCAUCAUCCAGAGCUCAACGUAGAGCAGAGCCACUUGUUUCCCUUUUUCUUAUCCUUAAUUUUCCACUCUUUUUCCAUCUUUCUAUCUUCCCUCUAAAUUCCUACUGUGUUCACAUGCCUAACGUCAUUCGUUCUGGUUCAUUCCCGCAGCUUUCUAUAUGUAUUUAUACCAAUCCACCUUUUUAUUGUGUUACUGAUGCUUGAUUUGAUUUUCUUUACACUAUGUCUUGCCUGCGUGUAUAUAUAUAUCUAUAUAUAUAUAUAAUUGUAUAUUUCUUAUGCUAGUUGUGGAAAUGGUCUACAAAAUGGUGCAACCGUUAAUGGACCAUCGACCCUUCGGUAAUAAUUCCUUUUUUUGUUUUUUUCCCCCCGCUCACUCUCUUCCUCUUAAAAUCUUUCACCUUUUAAAGCUACAAUCUACAAUAACUGAGUCAAAAGCACUUUGGCCCUAGGCAGUAACUCUGAGACUAAAAGCAACUUUGCAUCUAAAAACUUAGCCGCAGCAUAAUCCAUUUAGAGUUUAAAGGAUCGGUGUUAUUUCUCGAAGGCACGGCUGUUGCAUCUAUCCUACCUUAAAGGGAUAGUUCAAGUAAAAAUGAGGUUUUAUUUUUAUGUUGUUCCAAAAUUAUUUUACCUACAGUCUUCUGUGGAAUACAAAAGGAGACGUUUUGAAGAAUGUUCACACUGCUCCUUUCCAUACAAUGAAUGGGGAGAGACAAAAAAUCCUAGUCCAUGUGACUUGUGUACUAAAUUUGAAUUGUUCUGAAGCCAUUUGUGUGUAAAACUAAAAUUUAAGAUGUUAUUCACUGGAAAUGUUGCUUGAUAGCGUCACCAUUUAUUGUUUUAUUUUAUUUUUUGUAUGGAAAAGAGUGUGUAUUCCACAGAAAACAUACGUUUAUUUUGUACUUAAUAAAAGAAUGUCAUACAGAUGACAUGAGAGCGAGUAAAUGAUGAUCAAAUCUUGUUUCAAACCUGUUU